Molecule: messenger RNA, 3057 nt
Organism: Cornus florida
Lineage: Eukaryota; Viridiplantae; Streptophyta; Magnoliopsida; Cornales; Cornaceae
Product: receptor-like protein EIX1
Exons: 4
Coding region: 258-2609 (783 amino acids)
Molecular function (GO): protein binding
Source: RefSeq, a predicted model, not a curated record
AUUAAGAUAGCAACAUUCACCAACAUCUUUGACUAACUUUUUGAAGGGAGAAAUUUUUUUAUUUUGGAUGAGCAAAAAAUAAGUAGGAGAAAAAGAAAAAUAUGUAGUGCAACUCCAGCAAGAUAGUAGUAUAAAUACCGUUCAUCACAUGGUUAGAGAACACAAAGAAAACCAACCAAUCUUUAUUUGCAAUCCUCAUUGAUUGAUUGUUUUUGUUGCUUCAUUAACUGUGAGUGUUAUAUUCACCCAUUCUGAAAAUGAUCAUCGGAGAACAUUUGUACCUGUUGGUUGCUGUGGUUACUCUAAUAUUAUGCGUGGAAAUGAAAGCAGCUCUUGGAUCAUUCACUACUUCAGGAGCUGGAGAUGAUGCUAAAGUGAGGUGUAUAGAGAGGGAGAGACAUGCUCUCCUUCAGUUUAAAGAGGGUAUCAGUUAUGAUUACGGCCUUCUCUCUUCUUGGGGGAGCACAAAAGAGAUGAAAGACUGCUGCAAAUGGAGAGGAGUCCAAUGUAACAACAUUACUGGUCAUGUGGUGACGCUCGAUCUUCGUGCCUCGCUCGGUUGGUACAAUAAUUAUCAGCAUUUGAAAGGUGAGAUUAGUCCUUCUUUGCUUGAAUUGCAGCAUUUAAAGUAUUUGGACCUCAGUUGCAAUGAUUUUGAAGGGAGACACAUCCCAGAGUUCAUUGGUUCCUUUACCAGAUUACGAUACCUCAAUCUCUCAAAUGCUAACGUUGUUGGCAAAGUUCCUAAUCAGAUUGGGAACCUUUCCAAAUUGAGGUCACUUGAUCUUGAUCAGGGCAUUGAAAAUAAUGGAAGUCUGUAUGUGAAAAACCUUGAGUGGCUUUCCCAUCUUUCUUUAUUAAGAUAUCUUGAUCUGAGCCGGGUUGAUCUUAGCAAAGCUAUAGAUUGGAUGGAAGCAAUCAACAAGCUCCCUCUCCUAACAGAAUUUCACUUAAUCGAGUGUAGACUCAGUGUUGUCAUUUCUCCGUCACUUCCGCUGAUAAAUUCUUCUGCGUCUCUUGUUGUCCUUGAUCUCUCUGGCAAUUCUCUGACUUCUUCAAUAUACAGUUGGUUGUUCAACUUCAGUACCACCCAUCUUGAUUUCUCUUCUAAUCAACUUGAAGGUGGGAUUCCAAAAUCCUUUGGAAACUUGAAUAGUUUACGGAUAUUGUAUUUGGGUUACAACGAAUUAACUGGAAAGAUUUCAGAGUUCCUUCAGAUCUUGUCUAGGGUUGCAGAGAAGUCAUUAGAGAUUUUAGAUCUCACCGCGAAUCGAGUUGGUGGUUCAUUGCCUGAUAAUAUCUCAACAUUUUCAUCCUUGAAGGCAUUGUAUCUUGAAGAAAAUCAAUUGAGUGGGCCUUUACCAGGAACUCUGGGACAACUUCGCAAUCUUAUUUCGCUAUACUUGGCUAAUAACCAGUUGAUUGGAACACUACCCAAAUGUAUUGGACAACUUUCCAUGCUCGAAAGUUUGGACGUCGCUGUAAAUUUUUUAGAAGGUCCAAUACCACUAGUUCUUCCCAAUGUCACAUAUUUGGAUUUAUCCAGCAAUAAGUUUUCUGGGUCAAUUUCAUUCUUAUGUUCGACUAUCAAUGAGAACCUCAGGUUUUUUGACCUCUCAGAUAACCAUUUAUCAGGAAAGCUUCCUGACUGUUGGAUGCAUAUGAAAGAAUUAGUUGUCUUUGAUUUGGCAAACAAUAAUUUGUUUGGAAAAAUUCCACAAUCUUUGGGUUUCCUGACUCAGGUUCAGACCUUGCACCUAAGAAAGAACAAUUUCAUUGGGGAAUUGCCUCCUUCUUUGAAGAAUUGCAGAAACUUGUUAGUUAUUGAUGUUGGAGAAAAUAAAUUGUCAGGACACAUACCAGAAUGGAUAGGGACACACCUAACAAGUUUAAUUGUUCUUAGUCUGCGAUUGAAUAAGUUCCAAGGAUACAUACCUCCAAAUAUAUGCCAUCUCAACUCUAUUCAAAUCUUGGACCUCUCCCAAAAUAGUAUAUCUGGGAUUAUACCACACUGCUUCAAUAAUUUUACUACUAUGGUUUCGCGGAAUAAAUUAGAAAAUUUAAUUUUUUAUGAUUUUACAGGUCAUGAUGGUUCCUAUUAUUUUGGUAGGUAUAUAGACAGUGCAUUGGUGCUAUGGAAAGGACAAGAGUAUAAAUACCAAACUACUCUAGGAUUGGUUAGAAGCAUUGAUCUUUCUAGCAAUAGUUUAGUUGGAAAAUUUCCUAAAGAAAUAUCAAGUCUUGCAGAAUUAGUUUCAUUGAACCUAUCAAGAAAUUCUUUGACUGGACAUGUUAUUCAAAAAAUAGGUGAGUUAAAAAUGUUAGAAUCUCUUGACUUAUCUAGAAACCAGCUUUCUGGUGAGAUUCCUACAGACAUCACUCGCUUAAAUUUUCUUGGUGUCUUGGAUUUGUCAAAUAACAACUUGUCUGGAAAAAUUCCAUCAAGCACUCAGCUGCAGAGCUUUUAUACCUCUGCAUAUGCCGGGAAUCAUGAACUUUGUGGGCUUCCACUUCCAAAUAAGUGCCCAGGAGAUGAAACAACUCUUGAUCCUUCGGUUACCAAUCGUGUAAAGACAACAUCAAUCAAGGAGAUGAGGAUGGGGUUAUAAACAGAGAAUUUUAUGUCAGCAUGGGGCUCGGUUUUGGGGUUGGAUUUGGUGGAGUCUUCGGAACUUUACUGCUCAAACGUUCAUGGGAAUAUGUCUUUUUCAAGUUUUUGAUGAAAAUAAAAGAUUGGCUUUAUGUGACAACAAUAGUGAAUAUGGCCAGAUUGAGGAGGUGGUUUUAAAGCUAAUAGUGAAUAUGGCCAGAUUGAGGAGGAAACUUCCAAGCUAACAGUGAAAGCCACUUAAUCCAAGUGAUGAGCUUUUGUUCUGUUUGUCUUGAAGAUAAGUUCCAACCAGACACCCGCUGAAGCUAGCACCUUUUUAUUUCAUGAAGAAUAUAAUUUUGCAAACAUUAUGCAUGUGAUUUGUUAUGGUGGUUAUUGUAAAUUGAGAGAGAAACAUAAUAUAUUUUCAACUAUUAUAUACGAAGACUUCUGCUGGUGUUAUUAUU